Messenger RNA from Staurois parvus, 336 nucleotides. The record is from the annotation of a GenBank genome assembly. NCBI's taxonomy places the organism in Eukaryota, Metazoa, Chordata, Amphibia, Anura, Ranidae.
AUGCAAGUGCCGGUUCUCGGCUGCACUUUCCUCACGCUGUCAGAUCGUGAGGAAAGUACUGCCGGGAACCGGCAGUUGUCACAGCGGGGAUCGGCACCGAUCAUCAGGGCACUGAUGAUCAGUGCCCUGAUGAUCGGUGCCCAGCAGUGCCACCCGCAAGUUCCGCCCACCUGUGCCCAGCAAUCACCCACCUGUGCCCAGCAGUGCACCCACCUGUGCCCAGCAGUGCACCCACCUGUGCCACUCUGCAAUGUCACACACCUGUGCCCAGAAGUGCCACCUACCUGUGCCCAGCAGUGCCACCCACCUGUGCCCAUCCACCUGUGCCCACCAGUG